Molecule: messenger RNA, 737 nt
Organism: Paramormyrops kingsleyae
Lineage: Eukaryota; Metazoa; Chordata; Actinopteri; Osteoglossiformes; Mormyridae
Gene: ecrg4a
Product: ECRG4 augurin precursor a
Biological process (GO): regulation of cell population proliferation; G1 to G0 transition; cellular senescence
Source: RefSeq, a predicted model, not a curated record
UGGACGUGUAGUUUUCCUGUGGGCCGGCCCUCUGCCUGCAGCAUUCCUGCAGCUGUGGAAGGCUCGCACGCUUCGCAUUCUCCUCCAGGCUUUUCUUCUCCGUCUCCGGUCCUGAACAGCACAGAACGUACGGCAAGGGACGCCAUGCCUUCCCGCGACCUCCGCAUGCCGCUCGUGGCACUGCUGGUCAUCCUUGUCGCCUGCGAAGAUGUGUGCGGUGAGAGCAAGCUGCACUCGGUCCUGAUGAAGAGGAGAGAAGCCCCAGAGGAGCAAAAGCCCGGCGGGCUGCAGCUGACACCGGCAGAGGCGAGGGAGUUCCUGUCGCCUGUCAGGAGGCCAAAGAGGAACGUGUGGGACAGGAGCAGACCAGAUGUGCAGCAGUGGAUUAUGCAGUAUAGGUACAUGGGAUUUGACGAGACGAGACUGGAGGCAGAUCUGUCCUACUGGUGGGAUUACUACAGGAGCAUUGACCGGGGCCGUCAGCACCAUUAUGAUGAGAAUUCCCCCCUGGCACCCCAGCACCGGAGCUCCCACCGGCACGGCGCCGACGUCAACUACGAUUACUAUUAAGUCACCUGACCAACCGAUUAGUGCUUCCCGCAUGCGAAACCCAGCCCCUAUACAUGCUUUUGUAGAUGGUAAGACUGGAUACCAUGUUUUAGUGUCCAUUUCUGCCAGUAGUGAUGAGUUUUAGAACAACUGUAGUGCAUCAUGGAGUAAAUAAAGUCAUAGCUGCA